AUGCCUCUACCUACGGUCCUACUCGUACAUGGAGCGUGGCAUUCUCCGGAGCAUUUUGAGCCUCUCAUCGCCGCCCUCGAGGCGCGCGGCUUUAAAGCCCUCACCGCCUCUCUCCCCAGCGUGCAUUACGCUGAACAAGCCCGCCCACCACCGACUGAACUUGCAGCAGACGUCGAAGCCAUCGCCAGCCUGGCCCGGACCGAAUUAGACGCCAACCCGCAGACCGACAUCGUCCUGCUUGGCCACUCGUACGGUAGUCUUCCGGCCUCUUGCGCCGUCCAGUCUCUCGACAAACCAUCCCGACGUAAAUCGGGCCACGCCAAUGGUAUCACCGCCCUAUUUGCGAUUUCUGGCCUGCUCUUACCGUCCGGCUCAUCCCCUUGGGAAAUGGGCGGAAGACAAUACCCUGCCCAGAUGAGCGUGUCGAAGCAGAUGUUUCCCGAUCCAUCAGGCAAUGGGCCUGAUGUUGAAGUAGUCUUUACGACACCCAGUGAUCCUCCAGGACCUAUUGACCUCCUUUACCAUGACGUCGAAGCCAAAGAAGCCGAAAGAUACACGGCGAUGCUCAAACCGUUCGUCUUCAACAACCACUACUCCGUUGUGCCAUGCGCAGGCUAUCUUGCGGUGCCCACGUUCUAUUUACUAUGCUCCGACGACCACGCAUUGCCGCCGGCGGUACAGGAGAUGGUGGUAGCGGGGGCAAAUGCGGACAUUGAAGCGAACGGCGGAGUUGGGAACGUUGAGAUCACCAGGAUUCAUAGUUCACAUAGUCCGUUCCUAAGCCGGGUGGCGGAAACAUCGGACUGGAUCAAGGCGUCCGUGAAUCAGCUUCGUUGA
Molecule: messenger RNA, 837 nt
Organism: Exophiala oligosperma
Lineage: Eukaryota; Fungi; Ascomycota; Eurotiomycetes; Chaetothyriales; Herpotrichiellaceae
Exons: 1
Coding region: 1-837 (278 amino acids)
Source: RefSeq, a predicted model, not a curated record